UCUCUUUCACUCUCUCAUUACCUUCAGCAGGAAAAAUGGCGUCCUCCGCUAGUACAGGUGUAGAGACUGCUGCUACAGUUUCCCCUUCCAAUCCAUCUCUCAGACAACGAGUUAAUGAUUUUUGUACCUUUUUGUACAAUUCAGAAGAAGGAUCUGUGCUCGGAAGAACUGGAAAGAGCUGGGCCCAGAUUGGUAUCUUCUAUCUGAUCUACUACUCAUGCCUUUCCGCUUUCUUCGCUGGGAUGAUGGCCAUCUUCUACCAGACCUUGGACUGGAACUACCCCAGACUUCAGGGACCUGAUACCCUUCUCAAACAAAACCCAGGUAUUGGAUUCCGUCCCAUUCCUGAUGUGCAGUCUACUUUAGUCAGAUUUGUUAAGGCUGAUGCCUCCACAUACUCUCCAUACACCGACCACAUCCAGGCUUUCCUCGAAUACUACGAGAACCAGAACCUGAACCCCCAGGACGGAGGUACCGUGGCCGACUGUGACUCAGUGACUGGGCGCCGCCCAGAGAAGGACUGGGACAAGCCCUGCCGAUUUGAUCUGACCGCCAACCUGGGAGCUGAUUGUGUCAAACAACAGACCUUUGGCUUUGACGAUGGAAUGCCAUGUAUUUUGCUGAAGCUCAACAAGAUCUUUGACUGGCAACCCGAGUCCUUCACCAAUGACACAGUACCCGCGGAGGUAGCUGAUCUGUGGGAGCCUUACCAUGUCACCAUCAAGUGUGAGGGAGAGAACCCCGCUGACAAGGACAACAUCGGACCCAUUGAGUACUACCCACAGGGAGGAUUCCACUUCAAAUAUUUCCCAUUCCGUAACCAGCAAGCUUACCGCUCCCCAUUGGUGAUGGCCAGAUUCAUCAGGCCCCACCCAGGUGUUCUCGUCAUGGUUCAAUGCAAAGCUUACGCCAGGAACAUCCGGCACAGCCAGCUGGAGAAAGCCGGAAUGGUCCACUUUGAAUUGAUGGUGGAUUAACCGAAUGAACUCUUUUUAGUCUACUUUUUAUAAUUUUCACUACAAACGUUGUUGCAAGGGUGGCUUUUCACAAACACAUUAGAAUAUCUUUAUAAAAGGACCCUUUACCUGAAGGUAAAUGAGAGACAGUGAGACAAAUGAUAGAAGGCCACAAGGAAAAAUAAGUUUGUAUUUCUUUCUUUACCAAAUUUUAAAGUGGUUGCUGCUAUUCAACCAAUAAAUGUAUAACUGAGACUUUCAAAUUUUUCUAGAUUUAAAAUUGUGUUUGAUUUUAUUUUGUAAAUUAUGGGGGCAUUUUUGUGAGAAAAAAAUAUGGUUCUUUGAUAAGUGAUGCUAAUUUUUUUUAUAUUGGCUAUUUAAAUAGCUACCCUAAAUAUGCCAGAUAUGAAAAUCUUUAGUGAUCUUUGAUAUGUUGAUAUACAUUUGUUACAUUCCUUAAAAGGACACUUAUCUAUUAUCGGGUAUAUAGCCAGAAUAAGCAUUGUAUAUAUAUAUUUCUUUUUAUGUGUACAUAUUGGUUAAAUUUCAGAAAUUGGGAUAUCAGUGGUUGCUUUGAAAGAUACAAUUGUACAACUUGAUGAUGUAGGAUUGCAAUGUAAAAUGGAGAUUAUUUGUUAUUGAUAUGCUCUAAAUCUGUUAGAUUGGAAAUCUCAGUUCAUUGGUAUUCAUGAAUUGCCAUCACAUCACAUCUUUUGCAUUAUAGAACUUAGUUUUAACCAUUUGUGUACAUAUUUUUUUUUUUUUGCCUUUUUAUGUUGGAAUGCAAGGAUUUUUUUUCUACAGUGAGAAAAGUUGAACGUGUGCAAUUUACAGUUUCAAAUAUUUUUUUGUUAAUAUAGUUUAUAUGCAAAACACUAGUAGUAUGUUAGAUUUAGGGAUUAUUUGAGGGUGGGUAACACUCUAAUUUUGCCAGCUAUAGAUUCUAAUGAUAACAUACAUGUAUAACUUGGUGUACCAUCUUGACCUGUCACAUGUUUUCCGUCCCAGAACUAGAGGCUUGUUUUGGUACCGUUAGCAUUUUGACAGGGUAUGUCAAAUGAUAAAAUAAGGCCAUCACAAAUAAUGUGGAACAAACCAAAAAUUAAAUUUAAGAUCAAUUAUUGUAGGACUCGGGAAAUGUAAAGCUUAAAAAUGACAAAUAAAUAAAGGAUCUGAAAUUUGU
Messenger RNA from Magallana angulata, 2139 nucleotides. RefSeq names its product probable sodium/potassium-transporting ATPase subunit beta-3. Gene Ontology annotation, molecular function: ATPase activator activity. Bases 36 to 977 code for a protein of 313 amino acids. Gene Ontology annotation, cellular component: sodium:potassium-exchanging ATPase complex. NCBI's taxonomy places the organism in Eukaryota, Metazoa, Mollusca, Bivalvia, Ostreida, Ostreidae. Gene Ontology annotation, biological process: intracellular potassium ion homeostasis; intracellular sodium ion homeostasis; potassium ion import across plasma membrane. The record is from RefSeq and is a predicted model, not a curated record. The transcript is spliced from 6 exons.